This is a messenger RNA of Pyricularia grisea, 1549 nucleotides long. RefSeq lists its product as uncharacterized. The coding region runs from base 385 to 777 and encodes 130 amino acids. The record is from RefSeq and is a predicted model, not a curated record. The transcript is spliced from 2 exons. Gene Ontology annotation, molecular function: zinc ion binding; DNA-binding transcription factor activity, RNA polymerase II-specific. Lineage: Eukaryota; Fungi; Ascomycota; Sordariomycetes; Magnaporthales; Pyriculariaceae. Gene Ontology annotation, biological process: regulation of DNA-templated transcription.
CCUUGGCCUUUUUUUUUAUUGUUAUUAUUUUCUUACGAGGUGCGUUGGCGUCUCGCGACACAAACAAAAAAGGAACAUUAACCCGAAGCACCAUUCAUUCCUUUCGCUUUUCGCCCCCCUCCUCCCCCAGCCGCACUUUUAUCAUUUUAUCUUGUGUAUAAGCCCGCCGGCUCUUCCGCGUUUCUCCUUUUUUUUCUUUCAAAGUUGAAACUAUUUGAUGCGGCUGAAAAAAAGAUAUUUGACUGAGGCGAUAUCUAUAAACAAUAUCCCACUCCUUUUUUUUUUAUCUUGAGUUUUUGCAUCUUGCUGUCUUUGUAUUUUUUUUUUUCUUUUUUUCCCUCUCUGUCAAAUGUACCCGUCAAAAAGACAGUCACAUCCCGCGCCAUGCCGGCCUCCAAGACUCACGGAUCAGGCAAGACCGAAGCAGCCGGAGGCUCGGCGUCUCAGCAAAACUCGGGCUCACAAAAGGUGUCCAAGCCGCCCAAGAAGCGCCGGCCGGGGGCUUGGGGCACAUCCAAGGUCCGCACUGGGUGCCAAACUUGCAAAACAAGACACAAAAAGUGCGACGAGGGCAGGCCUGCCUGCGAACAAUGCCUGACAGCCGGGUGGGAUUGCGACUUUUUGCAGCAGCCACAACAGCAGCAACAGCAGUACUACACCUACCCACCACAAGAUCCUUCCAGCACACACGUGGAGACCGAAACCAUCAUGUCGCCGACGGAUCCCUUUUCAACUCGUGACGGGAGACAACUUCUUUGGGACCACGACGAGGUGUGACGUUGAGGGUGUGGGGGGUGGGGGUGUGGAAAUGUUCGGCUUUUCCCGGAGGAUGAUAUAAGAGGGGUAAACGGUUUUUUUUAUAUAUACCAGCGCGACAUGUUCUUUUUUUUUCUGCCUUGUUGCGCAAUUACGAAUUUACGAACAGAUGGACUUGGCUGGUUGAAUAGAAAGGGGCCAAGUGUGCCUGGCGUUUUUACUUUCUCCUAUAUGUUCCAUUUUUCUUGUCUAUUUGUUUUUCAACGAUGGCCAAACAUGUAGGAAGAAACUAAAUCUUUUCUCUUCUCUUCUCCAGUACCCUGGCACGUUUACGUUCGGCCACGUCAUCCCUCUUCUCCCUAUUGGGCCUCAGCAGCGUGGUCGCCUCCUCGCCCGGCUGGAACCACUGCAGCAGCAGGUGGUGGUCCAUGUCGUCGUCCUCCAUGUGACCAUCGCUCAGGAGCUCUCGCUUGGCCAGGCUCCUCCGCACCCUCAGCUCCAAGAGGUCCGUGUCGAAGCAGUCCUCUGUGACACCGCCGCCGUCGCAAAGCGGGAGCACCUCGUUGGUCCUCGGGUUGCAGUACUUGCCCUCGGUCCACGACACAAACUUGGGGCCCUUGGAGCCGCCCAUACACAGCGCCGUGGCCGUCUGGGCCGUGUUGUUGGAGAAGACGAUGCGCGUGUCCGACGACGCCAGAGAGCGCCGGAAUGGACGUCCAGCUCUCUCCCACCUGUCUAUCGGGCGCUCUCCCGGCCACGCACGCCAAGGCCUGGAGGUUCCGAAGGGUUGGGG